Amblyraja radiata (thorny skate) is the source of this 1592-nucleotide messenger RNA. RefSeq names its product proheparin-binding EGF-like growth factor. Gene Ontology annotation, biological process: epidermal growth factor receptor signaling pathway; positive regulation of cell population proliferation. The transcript has 6 exons. The record is from RefSeq and is a predicted model, not a curated record. The coding region runs from base 31 to 771 and encodes 246 amino acids. Gene Ontology annotation, molecular function: growth factor activity; epidermal growth factor receptor binding. Lineage: Eukaryota; Metazoa; Chordata; Chondrichthyes; Rajiformes; Rajidae.
AUGGAGCGGCGCCGCGGCUUAAACGUGUGAAUGGAGAGGCGCCGCGGCCACUGUUCCAUGAAGCGCACACCCUGCAGCAUGUUCCGCCUGUCCACCGCGCUGCUAGUCCUGCUCCUCGCCACAGCCAGAGUGGUGGGGUUGCCUUUGGGCAAGGGUGAGGGAACAGUAUUGACCACGCCAGCGCUUCCAGCACCAAACGUCUCUGCAGUCAGCCAUGGUGACACCUCCCAGUUUGUCCCAGAGCAACUCACAGGCUCCAUGGAGGAGGAGGAGGAGGAUGAAGAGGAUUAUUCAGAAGACUAUGAGCUCUCGGGAUCGGUGGAGCUUCAGGAUGGUGUAACUCUACCUAAAGUGCAAGCGGUCGUCAAACCCCAAAACAAAGAGCGGAAGAGAAAGGGCUCGAAAAAAGGAAAGGGCAAGAAAAAGAAAAAUGGGAAUGGGAGGAAGCGGGAUCCGUGUAAAACCACGUACAAGGAUUACUGCAUCCACGGUGAAUGCCGGUACCUGAAGGAGCUGAAAGCGCCGUCGUGCAUAUGUCUUCCUGGCUAUCAGAAUGAGCGAUGUGGGAUUCAGGCACUGCACACGGGCAAAGACAAGGAGCACUUUGACGACCUCUCAGUGACGCUGAUAGUUGUCGGAGUAUCUCUGCUCGUCCUGGCUGCUGCGACCAUCACUGUGGCUUUGUACUUGAGGAAGAAAAUGAGAGCUGAGCGUGAAACUGUGAACGAAGAGAAACAGAAACUGAGAUCGGAGAAUGGAAUCGUGGCUUAAAAAUAAAGGUCAACAUUGGACAUCUGGAAACUGAAGACCACUGUAUCUAACGCAGUCAUAGAGACAUACAGCACUGAAACAGGCCCUUGGGCCCAACGUCUCCACGCCGACCAAGAUGACCCAUCUGAGCUGGUUCCAUUUGUCUGCAAUAGAUCCAAAUCCUACUAAAACCUGUCUAAAUGUUCCUGUUGGAGUUAUUAUUACACCUGCCCCACCAACUUCCUCUGUCAGCUCAUUCCAUACACCCACCACUAUCUGUGUGGGGAAACGUUUCCCCUCGGGUCCCUAUUCAAUCUUUCCCUUCUCAUAUUAAAUCCAUGCCCUCUAGUUCUUGAUUCCCCUACUCUGGGUAAAAGACAGUGCAUUCACCCUAUGAUGAUCUUGUACACCUCUAUAAAAUAAACCCACAGCCUCCUGUCAUGCAAGGAAUACAAUCCUAGCCUACCCAACCUCUCCCUGUAACUCAGGAAGCUCCAGAGGUGACUUCAUUAGCCAGUUAGCAUUGUAGUCGAAAUCCAGGAAGAUCCGAUGAGUUUCUCCCAGCAGUAUUUGCAUCUUGUAUCCCAGCAUCGGUGAGAUCCAGUAACUCCACUGCCUGCUCAUUCUUUCGUAGCUGAAACUGAGUGCUUAACCGUGCUUUAGGUUCGAAACCCGCAUCCCCCUGACUCUGUGCAAUGUGUAAAGUUCCACAGUGUAGGAGCUGUCAAAAGUCUUCUGAAUGUAUCAUAUUUAUUUGUUAUUUAAUACUAUUUAAAUAUUUUUUUUAUGCAAAUAGAUUGUAUUUAAAAUUAAACAAUACCACAAUAAAUUUAUUGAAUGAA